Messenger RNA from Mya arenaria, 1928 nucleotides. RefSeq names its product tubulin alpha-1A chain-like. Gene Ontology annotation, cellular component: microtubule; cytoplasm. Gene Ontology annotation, molecular function: GTP binding; structural constituent of cytoskeleton. Gene Ontology annotation, biological process: microtubule cytoskeleton organization; mitotic cell cycle. Lineage: Eukaryota; Metazoa; Mollusca; Bivalvia; Myida; Myidae. Bases 157 to 1512 code for a protein of 451 amino acids. The record is from RefSeq and is a predicted model, not a curated record. The transcript is spliced from 3 exons.
AGUAGUAUGUGAUAUAUAAGUGACGGGGCGGGUUGUUUUCCAACCAGUUAUUCGUUUCUCACUAGACGGUUUAAAGUCGGCGUGAGAAAAACAAAUCAACCUCAACCAGCAUCACCAUUUGGGCUUUUUUGUGUGGAUACAAACUGUGAUCUAAAUAUGCGUGAAUGUAUCUCUGUGCACGUGGGACAGGCGGGCGUCCAGAUGGGCAACGCCUGCUGGGAGCUGUACUGCCUGGAGCACGGAAUUCAGCCAGACGGCCAAAUGCCCUCAGAUGCUACCGUCGGCAAGUGUGACGACUCGUUCAACACGUUCUUCAGCGAGACGGGCGCCGGCAAGCACGUGCCGCGGGCUGUGUUUAUCGAUCUGGAACCGACCGUCAUUGACGAAGUGCGGACCGGAACCUAUCGUUCGCUGUUCCAUCCCGAGCAGCUCAUUUCCGGUAAGGAGGACGCCGCUAACAACUACGCCCGCGGCCACUACACUGUCGGCAAGGAGCACAUCGACCAUGUCCUUGACCGGAUCCGGAAAAUCGCAGACGCGUGCACCGGUCUCCAGGGCUUCCUGAUCUUCCACAGCUUCGGUGGCGGCACCGGAUCUGGAUUUUCAUCUCUGCUCAUGGAGCGCCUGUCCGUCGACUAUGGGAAGAAGUCUAAGCUCGAGUUCGCUGUGUACCCGGCGCCACAAGUAGCGACGGCCGUCGUUGAGCCGUAUAACGCAAUCUUGACCACCCAUACCACCCUGGAGCACUCCGACUGCGCUUUCAUGGUCGACAACGAGGCCAUCUACGAUAUUUGUCGCAGGAACCUAGACAUCGAGCGCCCGAGCUACACCAAUCUGAACAGGCUGAUCGGCCAGAUUGUCUCCUCAAUCACUGCCUCCCUCAGGUUCGACGGUGCCCUGAAUGUGGAUUUGACCGAGUUCCAGACCAACUUGGUGCCCUACCCGCGCAUCCACUUCCCUCUGGCCACCUACGCGCCCGUCAUCUCCGCCGAGAAGGCCUUCCACGAGCAACUGUCUGUGGCCGAGAUAACAAACGCGUGCUUCGAGCCUGCCAAUCAGUUGGUCAAAUGUGAUCCACGUCACGGUAAAUACAUGGCCUGUUGUCUGCUCUACCGCGGCGACGUCGUUCCAAAAGACGUCAACGCCGCUAUCGCAACCAUCAAGACGAAGCGCACAAUUCAGUUCGUCGACUGGUGUCCCACUGGUUUCAAGGUCGGCAUCAACUACCAGCCGCCCACCGUCGUCCCCGGCGGCGAUCUCGCAAAGGUGCAGCGCGCGUGCUGCAUGCUGAGCAACACAACCGCGAUCGCCGAGGCCUGGUGCCGCCUCGACCACAAGUUUGACCUUAUGUACGCCAAGCGCGCCUUCGUCCACUGGUACGUGGGUGAGGGUAUGGAGGAGGGAGAGUUCUCCGAGGCCCGGGAAGACCUAGCGGCUCUCGAGAAGGACUAUGAGGAGGUCGGUGUUGACACCCAAGACGGAGACGGUGAACAAGAUGACGAAGAAUAUUAACAAGUGUAAUUUGAUACGCAGUUAUCUCCCUGUUGCAAAAAAAUAAUAGAAAAUACAUGCUUGCUUCAAUGAGGUUAAACUUUAAUAGAUUUUACUGUAAGGGAACGUUACAGAUGUGUAAUGUUUAGAGAACUUGAAUAUGUAUUGGCAAUGCUAUUAUUAAAACCAUAUUCGGCUAAUAAAUAGAAAAAAACUCGGUUUGAAAAAUGAACAAUUAUUAAGAAUUUGAAAACAUGUUGAUCAACUAGAACUUUGAUAAAAUAAUUUUGUUAUCCUAUUUGUUUGAUAUAAGUAUUUCAGAUAUUUAACAAAACACACUUUUUAGUCACAUUUUUUCUGUUUUGUUUUUUCUUGCCGAACAUUCAAUUUGUUAAUUGCUUGUGAUAAAUUAUUAUAAAUAAAGGACACUAUCUGUU